AAAUACUAUUGUGUUUACAUUCAUGUGAAACAAAACAUCAAAAAGCAUGCAUGGCAUGUUCGUGUAUUUCAGUUAAAUUUAUUUGGAACUCAAGUAUCUGCAGUGGAAUUUAACAUAAUCAAUCAACAGAACAUUGGACAAUUCAAUGGCUUCCGCGGACUUUGUGCCAAUACAAACCAAAGCAUCAUUACUGCGGAAACGACCCCAGCAGGAUGACUUCCAGGUAACCGUGUUCGAGCCCAAAAAAGCAAAAGCGAACAGACCCAAAAUUUUCCGGCCACUAUCUCAACCGGAAUCCGGCGAUAAACCUGAUGGCGAAGAGGAUGAGGCAGAGGAAGGCAUCGAUGACAUUUUUUCGGAAGCCCGGCGCCGGAAGCGAAAAACCAAGAAAGAAGAUCCCCAGGUAUUCGACAUCAGCCGAGCUCGCAAGGAGGUAAUCAACUACGGCAUCAGCGGGCUGGAUCGUGACACCAAACUGGAAGCCAAAGUGGCCCUGGCGGUCAAGCUGGGAGCAAAACCACCGAAGAACCCGUACCGCAACUAUAAGGAACUGCUGGAGGAACGAAAGCGCGAGAAGCAGGAAACCGAUCGGGAAAGUCGCCGGCGGAAGGGCCAGAGCUAUGGGGCGGCUCGAUCCUACCAGCAGCAGAAACAACGCGCACGGGACAAGGCCAGCAAUCCGAACAGCGUGACGAGGCAUUACGGGGUGGUCAAUCCGAAGAUGGACGACCGGAAGAAGCGAAAGGGCAAAUGAAUGCGAGGAUAAUGUAA
Molecule: messenger RNA, 771 nt
Organism: Aedes albopictus (Asian tiger mosquito)
Lineage: Eukaryota; Metazoa; Arthropoda; Insecta; Diptera; Culicidae
Exons: 1
Coding region: 146-754 (202 amino acids)
Source: RefSeq, a predicted model, not a curated record